Messenger RNA from Amphiprion ocellaris (clown anemonefish), 9425 nucleotides. RefSeq names its product alsin-like. The record is from RefSeq and is a predicted model, not a curated record. The transcript has 41 exons. Gene Ontology annotation, molecular function: guanyl-nucleotide exchange factor activity. NCBI's taxonomy places the organism in Eukaryota, Metazoa, Chordata, Actinopteri, Pomacentridae. The coding region runs from base 386 to 5362 and encodes 1658 amino acids.
AGCUUUAUCCGCAGUUACAGCGAUGACACACGACCUCCAGGCGAAAUGACAGUAAAUAUGUCACGUGUAAAAAAGCUGACAAUAAGAUACGAAGCAAGGAAGCUGUAGUUCGCCUUUUCACGUGGUGAUAGCACGUAUAUUUGUCGAUAAGCUAAUUUAUCAGGCUGGGUGAAAGUAACUAGCUUUCGAUGGAUAAGAGGCUAAGCGUUCGUGUGGUGCAUGUUUCCACACUUACAGAAUCAGGUCUUUCACAGGAGCCUGAUAAACCAAUGAGGUGUCAAAGUAGCUCAGAGGAUUGGUUUAUUUGGUGUGAAGGGAACAAACACCUUUAAAAAAUGUUAGUAAAGGUGCCUUCACUGUGCUGGGGAAUGGAGAGUCUGAAGUGAUGGAAAACCAAGAGGAAAGCCCUGCAGAUGAGCAGACGUUCACACCACCAGAGCGAGGACUUCUCCACAUCUGGCAUUCAGCGGGCCGCAAUGAGCAGCUCUGCCCAGAGAGAGUGUUGUUGUCCAGGCCUGUUCUGCAGAUCUCGCUGGGAGAACACCAUGGUCUGCUGCUGGCACAGGGUGGCCAGGUGUAUUCAUUCGGAGAGCUUUUAUGGAGAGACCUGAGCAUCCCGGUGUCUGCUCCAGUGCUGGAGGCCUCUCUGCUGGGGAAGACGGUGGUCCGUGUGGCUGCUGGCGGCUUCCACUGCGGAGCUCUGGGCGAGCAGGGCAACGUCUACAUGUGGGGAGAGAAUACUGCAGGACAGUGUGGGCAGACUGAAAGGGGCACGGUCACAAAUAUCACAGUUCCCGAGCCAUUCCCAGUCAGUGUGGUGGACAGUGAGGUUGUUCCUCCAGUGGUGGUGCGGGUCGUGGAUCUCGCCUGUGGACGAGAGCACAGCCUGGCUCUGUCAGCCCAGAAUGAGCUGUGGGCGUGGGGCAGUGGCUGCCAGCUGGGCCUGGUCACUAGCACCUUCCCUGUGUGGAGACCACAGAAGGUGGAGCACUUGACAGGCAGACAUGUGAUUCAGGUGGCUUGUGGUGCGUACCACAGCCUGGCCCUUGUUCGAAGUUUACCUCCUCAGGACUCUAAUACCCAGAAUCCCCCUAAGAAGACGGAGCGGGGCCAGUCACCUCACUACUCACUGACAGAGAAGGAGGAGCUGUUCACAACUGACGAUGCUCACUACUGUCCACUCGGGGUGGAGCUUAGUGAUGCUCUGAAAAAUGAGACUUCUCCCAGAAGACGAGGGCCUAGACAAAGGCUCCAUCCUGGGGGAAUAUCAGCUGGCAGCAGCCCUGGCUCUGGAGCCAGUUCAUGCUCUUUUUCUGAAGAUGGCAAACCUAACACUAAACAGAAAAAUCUUCCAGCUGGUGCCAAUCUUGAGCCCGACAGACACUCCAUAACCCAAAUUGAUGGCAGCCCUAAAGCCCGUUCACUAUCAGGCUGGAGGGCCAACAAGAGCUCAGCCUUCAGUGAUGAGCUGGAGCUUCAGAACCUCCUUGAGAAACUCUCUGGUCAGUCGUUGGAAGGGCAUCACACUACAUGGGCAGGUGAUACUGACUCACUGAGCAGCCACACUUCAGAUGACAGCUAUGUUUCCUCAACUCCUUCCAGUGAUCUGUUGACUUCCAGUUACAAAGAAGAUUCCUCUAUUCGGAGACAAACCAAUAAUAACAGUGGACCGUCAGGGCCGUACUCCUCUUCCCCAGUGUGUUUGGAAGAAGUGCGGCUGUGUCUGGAGAAGGAGAAGCAGUCUCUGCAGGGUCAGAAGAGCUCCAGUCUCACAAAUAUACACCAGAAGGGAAAAUCAGCAGCAAGCAGGAGACGCUCGCUUCCUGGAACACCCACCCACGGGUCUCCUCGGAGACGGCGCCCGUGUGCCUGCAGGCCGUCCUCUGGUCGAACUCAGGCUGCCGCACCAGAAGAGGCAGACGACGGACUUCCAUCUCUGGAGACAGAGGUGUGGAGCUGGGGCCGUGGCUCUGAGGGACAACUUGGUCAUGGAGACCAGCUCGCCAGACUCCAGCCAUUGUGUAUCAAGUCUUUAACGGGCGAGGAAGUGAUCAAAGUUGCUGCAGGGUCACACCAUUCACUGGCUCUCACUGCUCAGUGCCAGGUAUAUUCAUGGGGCAGCAACAUGUGUGGACAGCUUGGUCAUGUCAACAGUCCGGUCACUGUGCCUCAGCAGGCCAAGCUGUCUGAUGGUCUUCGCGUUUGGAGCUUGUCGGCCGGUCAGAGCCACUCCCUGCUCCUGGCUGAUGGAGACUGUGUCCAGCCAGUGCUGCUGUACUGCGGCCAGCAGCAAGAGUCAAUGUCAGUGCAGAGUGAAAGGGGACAACAGAGUCGGAACCAGAGGUCACCCAGCAGGGUGGAGAGUUAUACAGUCAGACCCACCCUGCUGCCGUUUUGCAUCGAGAUGGGUUAUAUUAGCAGUGUGUACAGCGGCGGCCAGACCUGUGCAGUGCUGACAGACCACAACAUCAUGGGUUUUAUCUCCGCUAUCCAUGAGCUGGCCUCCAGAGAGAGACAGUUCUACAGCUGGUUGAGCGACAUCAGGAAGGUCCUCCUCACUCCGCUGCGCAACAGAGAGAGUGUGUGUCCGGCGUUAGGCGAGCAGUGCGCUCCUCUCUUCUUCUCUCUCUGCGAGAGUUUUGUUCACUUGAGCACCCUGAUUGGUCGACACGCCACGUCACUCAGCUACUUCCUGCAUGAUGUGCAGGGCCGCGAUGUCACUUCUCUUCCCUUGCUGACGCACACUGAGUUUUUCCUGGACACUUACAAAAAGUAUUGUUCUGCAGUUGGUGACUUCCAAGUAAUGGGCGGCUUCCAAUCACUUCACAAACUGUCACUUGAGUGUUUAGGCUCCCAGUGGACUCGGCUCUCUCAGCUGUGUGUAUCAGACCAGUCUGUCAGUGGUGAUGUUGAUCUGGUGUCACUGUUGUACUGGCCUCUGCAGCAGCUGCACCAAUACAGCCGAGUCCUGCUCAAAUUAGCGUCCUGCUAUGAUGUGUUAACUGUAGAGUAUCAGUCGCUCCAUCAGGGCUGUAGUCAGUUUGAGUCUCUGUCUUCAUCCCUGUUAAGAAGGAAAAAGGAGGCUGAAACCACCUUUGUCUUCUGGAAGACUCACUCUGGCAAGACCACUGAGGUUCUGCGUCUCCCGCGGCGCCGCGUGGUGUGUGAAAGCAGCAACAGAUCACUGACUCUUCAGAGCGCCGGGCGCUUCUCCAAUCACUGGUUCAUACUGUUCAAUGACGCACUGGUACACACCCAGGGUACCAUUCCCUCUCAAAGCUUUUUCUCCUCACAUCACGUCUAUCCUCUGACUUGUUUGUGGGUGAAACCAGUUACUGAAGACAGCAGCGGACUCUAUGCCAUCAAAAUAACAUGUCCAGAGGAAAGUUUCACCCUGGUGGCCUCAACACCGCAGGAAAAGAACAAGUGGCUACGAUCUCUUAACCAGGCGGUGGAUCUGGUGCUGGGCGGUGGAGGUCAGGGGUCAUCGCCUGGGUUAACGGCAAUGUCUCGCACGGCCUCCUACACAUUCACUGGAGACGAGCGAUUCAAAGACGCUCAGUACACCGGGAGCUGGCUUGCAGGCCGGGUUCAUGGCAGAGGAACCAUGAAGUGGCCUGAUGGACAGAUUUACACUGGGAACUUUAAGAAUGGACUGGAGGAUGGUUAUGGAGAGUGCAUGAUACCUAACAAAGUGCUGAAUAAACCAGACACCUACCAAGGACAAUGGAGAGAGGGCAAGAUCCAUGGUUUCGGCAAGUACAAGUAUGCCAGUGGUGAGGUGUACGAGGGCUGUUUCUGUGAUGGCCAGCGCCACGGUUACGGCAUGCUGAGCUCCGGUAAACUGGCCAAGACUUCCUCCAGCGUUUUCAUUGGUCAUUGGGUCCACGACAGGAAGACCGGAUACGGAGUCUACGAUGAUAUCACCAGAGGUGAGAAGUACAUGGGACUGUGGCAGGACGACCAACGACAUGGCAGCUCUGUGGUCGUCACUCAGUACGGUGUGUACUAUGAAGGGACUUUCAAAGAGAACAAGAUGAGUGGUCCAGGUCUGUUGGUGUCAGAGGAUGACACAGUUUUUCAUGGGGAGUUUUCUGACGACUGGACUGUCAACGGGAAGGGUGUUUUAUCCCUCUCUAACGGCGAUUGUCUGGACGGCAUGUUCAGCGGAGAGUGGAGCUCCGGGCUGAAGGUGGUUGGGAUGUACACCAAACCAGGCAUUUAUGAAACAGAAAGCAAAGAGAGAAACAGUGUGAACAGGCUGGGUCAGUACGUGGUGCCUGCAGCUCAGAGGUGGAUCUGUGUGUUCGAUGAGUGUUGGAGCCGACUGGGCUGUGAAGCGGCUGGUAAAGGAGACAGAACUACAGCCUGGGAGAACAUCGCUGUUACUAUAACAACUGUACGACGACAGAGCCCAGACCUCAGCAGGUCUCAUAGCAAAGUACUGGAGAGUUUGGAGUUUAUUCCUCAGUAUGGAGAACCAGUCACCACUGCAAACUAUGACAACAUACGAAGAUACCUCACCAAGGCAUGUGAGACGCCCCACCACCCUCUAGGCUGGCUGGUGGAGACACUGGUGACGGCCUACAGGAUGACUUACGUUGGUGUGGGAUCAAACCGCAGGCUUCUCCGGCAGGCUGUCCUGGAGGUCCAGGCCUACCUCACACAUUUCUACAGCAUCGUCAGGUUUCUGUUUCCAGAGUUACCAGAGGAUGGCGGUAUGAUCCCAGAACCUCCUUCUUCUCCAACUAGAAGAAGACACAGCUCUAACAAAGCAGAACAAGGCAGUGUUGUGGUGGUGAGCUGCUCCUCUCUGCUCCUCCCUCUGCUGCUCCCUCGACUCUAUCCUCCUCUCUUUACUCUGUACUGCCUGCAGGAGGAGCCGGAGGAGGCCCAGUACUGGGAGCGCAUCCUCCGACUCAACAAACAGCCCGACCAAUCACUGCUCAGCUUUCUCGGAGUGCAGGAGAAGUUCUGGCCACUCUGGAUGUCAAUUCUGGGGGAGAAAAAGCAGAUUGUGUCCAGCAGUAAAGAUGCCUGUUUUGUUUCUUCUGUAGAGACCCUCCAACAAAUCAGCACCACAUUUACUCCGUCAGACAAACUAGUGGUCAUUCAGAAGACAUUUGAGGAGCUGACUGUGGAGGUAAAACCUAUGCUGGAUGGUAAUUUCCUCUGGUGCAUGGAUGAUCUGUUCCCACUCUUCCUUUACGUCGUGCUCAGAGCGAGGAUCAGGAACCUGGGAGCUGAAGUCAGUCUGAUAGAAGAUUUGAUGGAUCCCAACAUUCAGCAUGGAGAAAUGGGACUGAUGUUCACAACACUGAAGGCCUGCUACAUCCAGAUCCAGCAGGAGUCAACUGUAUGAGAACUGACAGGAGGUGACUUUACAGACUCAGGAUGUGGAAACAGCGGUGAACCAAACCAGUCAAAGCACCAGUUUUGUUGCUGGGAAGCUGCACAGACACCGCAGAAGAAGAGAGAGUUACUCCUUCACCUUCUACUGAACACGGGAACAGCAUCGCUCACUGUGGAUCUUUCUGGUAUGUUUCUCCACAGCAGAAGUUACUGUUCAUAGGAAAGUAGCAUAUCGCCCUCUACUGGAUGUAUCAGAAAACUGCAUUGUCUUCAUUUUACUUUGAGUUGUACAUUGUAAUACAUUUGUUCAGUUUCCGUUUCUGCAUUUUGCAAAAUUUAUCAAAACUAUUUAUUGAAGUUGUUAUUAGCAAUGGUGCAAUUGAGAUUAUUACACAGUUUUUCCUUUUAAGGGGAACUAAAGUCCGUGUGAGAUGUUGUAUAUUUUCUGUUUCAUCUGCUUUCCACGGAAACUUGCAGACACUCUGCAUUACUGACAAGAUCUGAAACAUGACCAUAUUUUAAGGGGAAGGUCUAAGGACUAAUAAAUAAUACAGUCAUGUAAAUAUUUCUCUUAGUGCCAAAAUCUCCUCAAAGGGAAUUUAAGCAUUAUAAAGUUGCAAUUGCUGUUUAAUUUCACAGAAUUUUAAUGCAGUGAAACCAACCAGGUAAUGUGAUCACAGGUAUUUUCUUAACAGCAGAUCAUGGCUUAAAAGCAGCAGUGUUUAUCAAAUCCAGUUAGUAUCUCCUCACGAUCUGCUAACUGUGUGUUCUGUGUGUGAAAAAUAAUCCAGUCUUCAUAUACAGUCUGGUCUCUGUAAAUGGAAAACAACCAGAGUGGCUCCACAUAAGCAAGUCUUGGCCAAUGGAUGGUAGAUCUGGCACAUACUAAACAUUUAAAUAUGCCAACCAACUAAAUAUCAGCAAUAUUUUUCCUGAAUCGCAGACUCCAUCUUUAAUACACUGUUGAAAAUACGAACAUUUAAAGCAGCCCACAUUGCAGACACAUACUGAAACUGCACACAGUAGCGGUUGGUUGUCAAGACAAAAACUGGCAGAAAUGUGUACUUUUGCUUUCUAGAACAGAAAAGGUUUUUUGCUCUUGAGCUUGGUUUUAGACACAGGUGGAGUUUAGCGUAGCCGGAUCCAGCUGAGCCUCCAAACUGAAAUCAGAUCUUUGGCUCAUCUGUCAGCAGCUGCACCACAGUUUGGGUGUGAGGUUUUACUUCUUUAACUUAAUGCAACUAAUGGCAAGCACGACUUUAAACUUUUAAUUAACCAGGUUAAUGAGUUUCACUGUUUCUAUGAAAACAGCAAAAUGCUUCAGGGACUAUUUCAGCUGUGGUUUGAUAUUUCUUCCUUAGAAACCAACUAAAUUGACCCAGAACCCCCAGAUCCGAUAGCUGUAGGCGAUGAAAAGGGAAAAAAAGCCUUUUUUUCUUUUGCUAAGAGCGUAGCUGUGCUUGUCAGGAAGCUAGAAUUUCCCUGUCUUUCUCCAAUUUCUUGUACGUAGUGUUUUGAAUGCAGAAAUCACUUCAAGAAAUCACACUAAACAGACUUUCAGUUUUCACCCUCCUGUCCUACAAACUUAACCAGCGGUGAAGCUGAUUCUCUGAGGUAGGAUAGAAACAAGUCACGAAAAGGAAAAGGAUUUGUUACAUGACUGAAUAUAUUUAAUGAGCUACUGGUGAUUAGCUCAGCUUAAAGUGAGGAUUUCCUCUGUUAAUAAUUUUUUUGUUUGUUUUUCUGUGUCAUGUUUGUAUAAAUGCAGAUGAACAUAUUAGGAACAAAUCUGACAAAGAACACUUUCAGUGUUGCUGAUUUUUAGUGUAAUUAAGGACUCAUGCUGGAGAGUGUAAAAACAGACACAGUAUCUCUGCGUGUAGCAUCCUUGAAGGAACACUCCAGGACUUUUCUCUCCCUGCUUCAGGGAAUUAUGUUGGCAGUUCUGUCUGUUUGUGAGCAGAAUUAUUUUCAAAAAUUGCCAACUGAUUUCAGAAUCAUUUAGUAGAAAUUCACCCCUAAAAUGUUAAUGAACUUAUGCACUUAAAUUAAAAGAACAUGUACAGUUGUGCUCAUAAGUUUACAUACCCUUGCAAAAUAUUGUUAAUUUUCUUUUAGAAAAUGUGUUUGAUCGGUAGUUAGCACUGUCACCUCACAGCUAGAUGAUCCCCAGUUCACGUCCCGGCUUUCCCGGGAUCUUUCUGCAUGGAGUUUGCAUGUUCUGCUUGUACAUGCGUGGGUUUUCUCCGGGUACUCUGGCUUCCUCCCACAGACCAAAACAUGCUGAGGUGUGAAUGUGAGGGUGCUUGUGUGUCUCUCUGUGAUCUGUCCAGGUGUCCCCUGCCUUUGCCUUGAGUCAGCUGGGAUAGACUCCAACCCCCUUGUAACCCUAAUGAGGAUUAAGCGGUAUCUAGAUAAUGGAUGGAUGGAUGUUUGAUCAUGGAAAAACUUUUCUUUCAUUUAGGGUUAGUGGUCAGACAAAGUUUUUUAUUGUCUCAUAAUUCCAUUUGCUCUGAUCAUUCAUGUUUUCAUUAAAGAAUGGUACAUAUUUUAGAAAUUCUGCGAGGGUAUGUAAACUUAUGAGCACAAUUGUAUGUCAUGUUUGUCUACCACUGUGUGUGUUUUAAUGCAGAUCUAGAUUUAAAAAGUCAGCUAAUUAACUAGCCUACAUAAAAAUCAAAUCCUUCAAGCUUUGGCUUGUUUUAAUCAUUAAAAGUUGUCUGUAAAUGUUAUAAAUCACUAUUUUCACAUCCAAGUCUUUUAGAGACAUCAAAAAAUUAUUUUAUUAUUCAGUGUCAUAAAUUGUCCUUGUUCUGGAACAAGGAGUUUCUUGUCACUAUUUCAUGACUCCCAUUUCUAGCUAUUACAGUUAUUUAUCAGAGAUAUUGUACAUUGAUAGUGUAAAUCAUCCUGAUGUUAUUAGAAAAUUUCCCACAGACUUACGUAGAUAUUAAGAAUCCCACCAGCAGAGAUUCUUAUAUAAUAUACAGUAAAUAAAGGCACAUCCAUUAUACAAGUCUACUGAGAACUGUUAUGUGUUUGGGUGUAAAGUCAGUGUCAUAAAGUGGCAUGAUUAGUUUUUUUGCAGCAGCUGCACUGCCGUAAUGUUGAUGAAUGGAGCUUGAACAGUGUAAAAGACUCGGGUCGAACUGCAACGGAAAAAAAAAACUUGCCAAAAUUAUGAUCAAGGUACUUCGAACUGAGAUGUUUUCUCUUUCAGUUUCCACCAUCUGAACUGUGUUUGUACUGUAUUUAUUGUCACUCCAAUGUAAGCAGAAUGUGCACCUCCAGAAUCUGUAUAUGUUGGUAAAAUUGCUUAAAUAUUUUUAUUUCUUUUUGCUGUUAAAACCGCUGCAGUGUCAUGUGCUCCACAUGUAACAUGAAGCUGAGAUAAAAUCAUUAGAGGAACUUCUCUGAUCUCCAUUUAUACCAAGUUGAAGGACAGUACUGAUGUUUUACAUGUUUCAGCUUCAUAUCAACACAUCACUUCUUGUUUUCAGGCUGAUUGCAGAUACAUAUUUUUCAUCUCAUUCAACAUUUGGCCCCCUUGUAUGCUGAUUUUCUUCCUUUCAGGCAGUUAUUGAUUUGAGGGGAUUUCAGAAAGACCUCAGAAAAAGGACUUCACAGGUGUCUGCAUUACAGUGGAUAUUUUUCUAUCUUUUAAAAAGAAAAUCCAUUACAUUAUUGUUAUAUACUUUGCAUUAAAACAGUCGUGAGCAUUCUGAGAAUUCCCUUCUGGUGCAUUUGUUGUUUUAAGUAAACAGCAACCAUUAGCUGCCUGAGAGAAAGAAAACAGCAGAGAGAAAAUGGUCAGUAGCUGUAGGGAGUGUGUGUAAUUAACAAGAUGAAGCAUGUAAAACUUUGGUAUUUUUCUUGGAGGUUUUGAACUAGAAAGCUGCUGAAAGUGAUUAUUUUUCUAACCAUGUCUAUAUUUUUGUAACUUCAUAGCUUUUUAGAAAGAGAAGAUUAAGGGAACUGAUUGCAGAAUGUUCACUAGUUUUGAUGGAUCAAAAGAAGAUUGAUAUUUGUUUCUUUUGUUAAAAGGGGCAAUAAAUUUGUUUUCAUUCUGGAAA